Messenger RNA from Procambarus clarkii (red swamp crayfish), 5298 nucleotides. The record is from RefSeq and is a predicted model, not a curated record. NCBI's taxonomy places the organism in Eukaryota, Metazoa, Arthropoda, Malacostraca, Decapoda, Cambaridae.
UAAGAUGGGGAAGCAGGCUGGCAGCGUUGUCUGCACGUUGUGGCGUGGCCAUCCUGGUGGAGACGGUGACAUGGCGGCCAUGUUCCCUCCAGCCUUCAACUCCCUCAGUCACCUGGGAACACCUGCGCUAGCCUCGCCGUCCCCCAGUUGCUAAAUUGUCCUGCUGUGACGUGCAGCUGCGUUAAUGGGCGUGGUCGUCCCUCCACCGCGGCUCCUGGCAGAGUUCUGGCGGCAAGCUUCCGUCAGCUGACGGGGAAAAUGGCGGCCAUCUGGUGGGAGGUGCUCAAAGCUACUGGCUACAAGGAUCCUUCGCCAGCCUCCAUGUACGGUGCGCCAGGCGCUGAGAACAUGUCGAUCGUGGUGUCGUCGUUAACCAUCGCGACGCAGAUGGCGUUGUCGCACGUCAUCCGCGGCCGCUUGAGCGACAUGAUCCAGAACGAAAUGAUCAAGGGCUGCCUUCUUGAGCUUGUCGCCGCGGCGGAGAUGUGCGGCACCUGCUUCGAACUGAUCAUUGUGGCGGACAACUACGGAGUGUAUGCCUAUGCCGUCUACCUCUUCCUUAUGACCAUAUGGUGGGGCCAGUCAUGGGGAACCGCCACCGCCUGCCCCUACUCCCUCCUUGAGGAGUACGUCGAAGUGGGAUCCAACCCUCUACAUGUCGUCCUCAAGAUCAUCGCUCAAGUCAUAGGCGGCUUAGCAUCAUUCAGAUGGGUGAAGUACAUCUGGAUGAUGGAGCUGGCACAGACCCAUAUAGGCCGAGGGGUCGAUGACUGUAGUGCUGAUCUGCAGGUGCCUGUCAUCUUCGGUUUCCUAAUUGAAUGCCUCCUGACCUGCGCCUGCCGCAUCGUCUCCAGGGCCCUUGGCGAGAUUGAACCCAGAUUUGCUUCGGCUAUUGACUCCUUUUUCUCCACCUCCAUGGUCGUGCUGGCCUUCAACUAUUCUGGCGGAUACUUUAACCCAGUAUUGGCAACGGGGCUGAAGUGGAGCUGCCGCGGCCACACCAACGCCGAGCACAUUAUAGUGUACUGGGCUGGCUCCAUCCUGGGUGCUAUGUUGUCCAUCAGGAUCUGGAGCACAGGCAUAGUCAAGAGUACUCUUGUUGCACCCUUCAAACCUAAGGAAGAAUAAUUGAAAUUCAAGGAGAAAUACCAAAGAAGAAGAAUUAAUAUUCCAGGAGAAAUACCAAGUAAGAAAUAGAAAGAUGCAUGUCUUAAGAUAACUUUAAAGAAAAAAAUAAAGCCACAUUUUCAUGUAAGUUUCAAUAGACCUUUGGGUAAGAAAACAAAUGUUGGGUGAAACUGUUAUGCAAACAACAAUUUGUGUUAAGUCAAGCAAUUAUAUUGCCGUUUCUCAUAAGACUGUGCUGAGGUUUCCUAAGGUAGUAGAGUGUAGUAGUUAGUGUACCUUAGUUUAUACUUAGAUCACAUUGCUAGUGACCAGUAUGGGUAAUACAGGUAGUUUGAUAUAUGCAUGAAGAGUUGAUCUAUCAUCUAGAGUUCUAGACUAUGAGGACAUAAGACGAGGACAUAAGACAUAAGACGAGGACAGUUUUAGUGAGGAAAUAAUUAUAUUAACCUGUUUGGGUGGCAAGCUUCAUGUUCUCUCUCCAAUAUUUGUUCUUAUUUUAUAUUAUACACCACUGGUUUUGUUACUUGUUAUCAGUGGUCAACACAUGUGUAAACUUAGUAAUAAUUCAUGACUACUUUUUAAAACAUUUCUAGUGAAAUGAACAUGUACAUAUAUAUAAAAAUGUAAUGUACGGUAUUGGGGGUUGUUCUGGACCUCAAAAUGUUAUGCCUUCACAGAGUGAAUUAGACACUUGUUUAUUUGAAAUUUUAUAUUGCAUACUAUAAAUAGUACCAUACAGGUUAUGAAUGGCGUACAAAGAACAUUUACAGGGCUGAAACCCGAAUGUUAUCAAAUGUCUGUGGUUGCUACACAAUGAGCCAUUGCUGGUAAUGUCUUAAAAGCUCAUGAGAUUUGGGUUGUAUCCAUAUUAUUGUAUUCAUCCUUUUUAGUUAAUAAUGCUGCAUUUGUACCUUUUGUGGACUAGAGAGAUCUUGGCCAUUGUGGAAGGUUUGAGGGGAGAUGGCUCCCAAGGAUCAUUAGGUCCAGGGAUAAUUUUCCUCCACUUUUAGAGUCAGGGCUGUUAGGAUAUUUGCAGCACAAUACCACAGACUCAGUCUUCCAAGUUUGGCUUCCAGGUUAUUUCUUUUGAUAAUUGCUUUUAGCAGUGGUAAUAUAGGGUCACCAAUUUCCUACACAAAGGCAGCCCAUCCUCUGGUUUAGAUAGUACAGUACUUAUAGUAACAGUUUGGACCAUAGUACAAAUAUUGACAUAAUGGACAAUGAAAAUUAGAAUUUGGUUCUAUUGAAUUUGCACAAACCGAAAAAGUUUUGUAUUUGUUGCUAAUAAAACCUAACCAUUCUAAGUCGUACUAUAUAGUAUGGCUAGUACUAUAUAGUACGGCUAGUACUAUAUAUGUAUAUAGUACAUAUGCACUAGAUUUUGGCUAUGAAUAUUUGUUUGGUUUUUAGCUUAUUUUUCUGGACCCUUAAGUGAAUAGUAUUAAAUUCUACUAAUUAUCCAUUAUGUCAAUACUGUGGAUGUACAAUGGUCUACACGGUUACAAGAAGUACUAUCUAAACAGAAGGAUGGGUUACAUGAAGGUAAUCCAGUUACUCUUAACAUUUUGUAUUACUGGCAACUUUUGAUGUAAAAUGUAGUCGGUAUGGCACUAAACUACCACACAAGUUAGUCUGCCAUUCAUUUUGAUAUAAUAAACCAAAAUACAGUAAUGUUUUGUCUAUGCAAAAAUGUUGUUUAUACACAAUCAUUAUGUAUGGAAUGUUACGACUUAACUUACAAGUCUUGAUACAUUUAGUGGUAGUGCUAUUAUAUAGUUGUUAAAACAUGCCUAUUAUAUGCAAAUGGUACUUAAGACUUGUUAGUAAUGGAAUCAAACCACUUGAAUCCUGCCAUAAAAUAAUUCCUCUUUAUAAGUCUUGCCAAAUAGAGAUCUGCACCGUCCAUAUGAAAUGAACUUCAUCAAGCAAGCUCUAAGAAUGCUCAAAUCAAAUGUGCAACAGUUGUACCAAAUAUGCACAAAUUAUUGACAAGAAAUUGCAUGUGUCAAGUAUGCUAGUUAUUGCAUUGUAGUACACACCUUGAGAACUGGUAUUUCCCAUCCAGUACCACAGGCACAUGGAGUAGAGAAAGUUGGAAUUCAAUUAUAGAACCACUUGAAAUGUUGACUGAUAAUGAUGAACAUUUCAUUGAACAGAUAAAUGUUAAUUAAGACAAUUGUAUGUCAACUAAGAUUAUUUAAACAAGAAUGUGUUAGAUUUUUAUUCAUGUAUUUGUUAACAUUCAUAUAUUUAACAGCAAAUUUUAGGGAAAUUUAAUAAUACAGUAAGGCGUGUGACUGCUUUUCUGGGGAGCAGGUACAAAUUUCAUCCAUAAUCACUGCUGUAGAAAUUACAUUUUAAAUCCAAAGUAUUAAGCAUUAUCCAACAAAUUUAAACAAUUAUAUUAUACUUGAAACACUGUAAUUAGUAGUUAUAUAAAAUAAGUAUCCUGUAUCUAUGUUGUAACCUGACCCUAUGUAGUUUUUAUAUAUUAAUAAUUAUAAAAAUUCUGGAUGUAAUUUGUAUCUGCUCCACAGAAAGGCAGUCACAUGCCUCUUUCAUUGGGUGGAUGGCCUGGGAAUGCUAUCUCGAUGGUUUGAGAUUGUUUUGAAUGUAGACAGUGUUGUUAGUGGUGUUGUGUGAAUUCCAAUGGUUAACUUCAUUUUCACUGCAAUGAUACAUAUUUUUUUCUGUUUUACAACUAAACUUCCAGCCCAGACCAAUGCCAAAGGUGUUAAUGUUCUGUAUAUACAGUACACUAAGGUCUCUAUUGGAAACUUUAGGAUGCCCGGAUCCUUUGGUCUUGAUGUAGAUCAAAGGAUCCUAGCAUCCUUAGGUCUACAUUAUCCUGAUUUCCCUUGGACCAUAAGGAUAAUGUAAUCUUUCAUCCUGUAAUCCCAAGAUCUGUGUUGGUAUUACAGUUCUGGUAUUGUUCAUUUGAUAGUAUUGCUUGCUGUUGGAACUGUGUAUAAAUAAAUUAAUUAAUUUUAUUAGUGAGAAUUGGGACUGGUGGGAUUUGUGGUUCUCUUGUGCAUGUCACUCACCUGUAGUGAACUGUGGUAAAAUUAACUUUUUUUUUUUUUUUUUUUUUGUGCAGGAAGAAAACUCACGCUUAGAAUGAGGGUACUUGCUUAUUAAAUAUAAAAUUUUAUUAAUAUAAAAUAAAUUUAUAAAUAUUAUAUUUACAAAUGUUAAUUAAAUGUGCCUUUAUAAUUAAAUUUAUAAAUGAAUGGAUUUACCAUUGUUAAUUACAAUUUGCAUGUAUCUAGCAAUCAUACAUUCUUGCCAUAAUUCAUCUGAGCAGUGUAAAUUUAUGCUUAGUAAACAUUCAGCAAGUUCUUAAAUAAUUGUGCUAGAUAAGCUACCGCAGUUAAACCAGAGUAUCAAUUUGGGGGUUCCAGCAGUGCACCCCUACAUAUGACACAGGAGUGUAGCGAGGGAGUAUUAUGUCCGAAGUGUCCACCCGAGUCCACCAGGCGGCACCCCCUGCGUAAGGAUACAAGGAUAAGCAGGUCUUGGGAGGUGGGUGGGUUUUUGCUUGUGGUGCGGGCAGCGACUAAAGAUGAACAGAGUUCGGGACCUCUGCUGCCCAUGUUCAAGUACCCCGACUUUUUUUGCGCGCGCCACUUGACGCAACUCGUUAGUCAUGUUUUCUUCCCAAAAAUAUUUGUUUCUUUUUCCAAGCAGUGUCCAUAUUUGUUAAUUUAUUAUUGUCUUGGUGAGAACUAAUUGUUGCAUUUUUCUGAAUUAUUUGUGUGUUUGUAUGUUGCAAGUUUAUUAUCUUGAGGACCUUAAUGUUAUUAAUAUUUGCUCAAAUGUUCUGCAAUUAUCAAUUUGUGUGCACAUACUGUGGUGCCUUUUACAAAUGUGAUUUUUCGUUCUACAGCUUUAAAAAUUGUCAGUUGUUAAUUCAAUGAUGGUUCUUAUGUACUAUAUGUCGUUAAAAUGUUAUAAAUGUUAACUUUUCAAAAUGAUGAUGGUAUAAAAUGCAUAUCAAAAUAUUGACAAUUACUGUAGAAUAUAAAGACUGCUGAAAACAUUAAAACCUGCUUGUUAAUUUGUUAUGGUUGAAACUUAUGGUUUUUAUGGUAUAAACAAGAAUGCAAGAACCCUUGUAUAUAUAAAUAAAUAAAUAAAAAUAAAAUAAUAUACUGUUGGAAACUGAAUUUA